This is a messenger RNA of Prunus avium (sweet cherry), 2076 nucleotides long. The record is from RefSeq and is a predicted model, not a curated record. Lineage: Eukaryota; Viridiplantae; Streptophyta; Magnoliopsida; Rosales; Rosaceae.
AUGGCUUUCUUCAAACCAUUUUCACACCUCCAAGCACAAACUUUACCCUCACUUCUCAUUCACAUCUUUCUGUUGCUGUUAUUACUAAAAAAUGUUAAGUCAUUCUCCUUCAACAUCUCCAGUUUUAAUACCAAUACGAAGGAUUUAAACUUCCAAGGCGAUGCAUUUCCAUCAGGAGGAGUCAUCCAACUCACAAAGAAUCAAGUUGAUGAUUCCUUGACUGAGAGCGCUGGUCGAGCCACAUACUUUCAACCGGUGCGCCUUUGGGACUCCAGCACAGGGAGGCUCACUGACUUCACAACUCAUUUCUCCUUUGUCAUGAAAGCUCUCAACGACACACACUAUGGGGACGGCAUAUCUUUCUUCCUUGCACCAUUUGGAUCAGAGAUUCCCAACAAUUCAACUGGUGGAUACCUUGCACUAUUUAGCUCUGAGACUGCUUUAAACGCCUCCAAAAAUAACAUUGUUGCUGUUGAGUUUGACAGUCAUGAGAAUGAAUGGGAUCCAAACCCUGAUCAUGUAGGAAUCAAUGUCAAUUCCAUUGCCUCGGUAGCUAAUGUCUCAUGGAAAACUACCAUGAAAAAUGGAUCAGUAGCAAAUGCAUGGGUGACUUACAACUCCACCACCAGAAAUUUGAGUGUUUUCCUAACUUAUUCUGAAAAUCCAGUGUACAAUGUUGGAGAUUGUAGCGUCUCUUAUAUAGUAAAUUUGAAGGACGUGUUGCCAGAGCUAGUUAGUGUUGGUUUCUCUGCUGCCACAGGUUAUUGGGUUGAAAUACAUAACAUCCUGUCUUGGUCAUUUAGUUCAACCCUGGAGAUCAACAGUAAUAAGGAAGCGCAAAAAAAGUUAAGGUUGGGGAUUGGUUUAGGAGCGGGUUUCGGGCUUUUGAGUUGUGGAUUAGGCCUGUUAUGGUUCAUGUCUUGGAGGAAAAGGGUUGACAAGAUAGAUGAGGCAUAUGACAUGUCUAUGGAUGAUGAAUUUGACAAAGGAACAGGGCCCCGUAGGUUCACUUACCGCGAACUAAGUCGUGCAACAAAUAACUUUUCAGAGGGAGGGAAGCUUGGAGAGGGAGGAUUUGGAGGUGUCUACAAGGGCUUGUUAAGUGAAUCCAACACAGAAGUGGCUGUGAAGAGGGUGUCUAGAGGAUCAAAGCAGGGGAAAAAGGAGUAUGUAGCGGAAGUGAGGAUCAUCAGUCGAUUGAGGCACAGAAAUUUGGUUCAACUCAUUGGUUGGUGUCAUGAACAAAGCGAGUUCCUUCUCAUCUACGAAAUUAUGCCAAACGGAAGCCUUGAUUCCCAUCUGUUUGGAAUGAAACUUCACCUAACUUGGACACUAAGGUACAAAAUAGCCCUUGGUUUGGCCUCUGCCAUUUUGUAUCUUCAUGAGGAGUGGGAACAAUGUGUGGUGCAUAGAGAUAUCAAGUCAAGCAAUGUGAUGUUGGAUUCAAACUUCAAUGCCAAGCUAGGUGAUUUUGGGCUUGCAAGGCUUGUAGACCAUGAUUUGGGGUCACAAACAACUGUUUUGGCAGGAACCAUGGGGUACCUAGCCCCAGAGUGUGUGACAACUGGCAGGGCUAGCAAAGAGUCUGAUGUGUAUAGUUUUGGGGUGGUUGCCCUAGAAAUCGGUUGUGGAAGGAGGCCAGUUGAAGCAAAGGCAGAACCAAGCAGGGUAAGGCUGGUGGAGUGGGUUUGGGAUCUCUAUGGAAAAGACCAAAUACUUGAAGCUGCUGAUAAAAGAUUGUGUAGGGAUUUUGAUGAGCAGCAAAUAGAGUGCUUGAUGGCAGUUGGGUUAUGGUGCUGCCAUCCUGAUCCUACUGUUAGGCCGUCUAUUAGGCAAGUCAUAAACGUUCUCAAUUUUGAAGCUCCAAUGCCAAGCCUGCCAUCAAAGUUGCCAGUGCCAAUGUACUUUGCACCUCCACUGAGUAUGUGUAGGUUCUCCUACACAUCAUUUAACCUCACCGGAUCAUCGGUUAAAGAUGGAACGCAGUGUUCGUGUAGCAGCUGCACUACUUAUAAUUCAUCACAGUCAGCAGGUUCCUCAAAAGCUCUGUUGAAUUCACGCAAAGUCGAUGUGUAG